Mesorhabditis spiculigera is the source of this 1053-nucleotide messenger RNA. Lineage: Eukaryota; Metazoa; Nematoda; Chromadorea; Rhabditida; Rhabditidae. The record is from the annotation of a GenBank genome assembly.
AUGCGAACCCAGAAUCGAUAUGCUCAAUUCUUUCGCCGUCAUUUUGAGCUUUUUGCGAGCAUGGACGGUGAUCAGCUGGCUUUCCAGCGAUUACGCAAUUGCGGAGCGAAUAAGAAGAAGCCUGCGGUAAACAGCCCCGACUACGACGAAGAUGAGGUCUGUGGGGAAUUCCGGGCCGCUCGCAAGAUUGUGUAUCGGUGCCAACGGUUUUUGGCCCCAGUAGUCGUCGAAAACUCGUAUCCCUCUAAAAUCACGUUGGUGACACAGUUUAGCAUGGAGCGAUUUCAAUUUUUCGAAAAGUUGGCGGAGAGUUGGGAGGGCCCGAUAUCGGCGGCUGUUUAUGGUAGUGAUGCGGAAGUUUUUCAAUUAAUGGAAUUUUGGAAGAGUUCGAAGCUAGGGAAAACGAGGAAAAAUAUCGGUUUACACGGCGUGUUUAAAAAAGGGCCGUUCUACCCCGUCAAUUAUCUACGAAACGUGGCGAUUAACGCCACCCGCAGCGAGUUUAUCUUUCUGCUGGACGUCGACUUCUUGCCAUCUCGAGGCCUCGAGGGAGCGUUGCUGUCAUCAACCGCCGAAUUUGCUGCAAAUUCCGUUCUGGUUGUACCAGCAUUCGAGAUGACUCGAUCCGGCACUAGUGAGCUUCUCGAGAAGGAAGAAUUGCUGAAGGAAUGGGAUUUGGGCACGGUCCAGCCGUUUCGAUCUGACGUUUGGCCGCAGGGGCACGCGCCUACAAAUUACAGUAGAUGGAGGGAGAGUGGAGCGCAGUACGCGACAUCCUGGGCGCAAGACUACGAACCAUACUUCAUGAUCCGAAAAUCGGACUGUCCGCUUUACGACCGUCGCUUUGUCGGCUUCGGCUGGAACAAAGUAGCUCACGCGAUGCAGUUAAACCGACUGGGAUUCAAAUUUAACGUCCACCCCUCCGGCUUCAUCCUCCACCAGCCUCACGCCCCUUCCUUCGAAAUUCACAAAUACCGGAAACAGCCAAUCUAUCGAAAAUGUAUGCAAACGUUGAAGGGGGAAUUUGUGCGUGAUCUCAUUACGGGUGUAUUG